Molecule: messenger RNA, 1381 nt
Organism: Myotis davidii
Lineage: Eukaryota; Metazoa; Chordata; Mammalia; Chiroptera; Vespertilionidae
Gene: MPZL2
Product: myelin protein zero like 2
Exons: 7
Coding region: 554-1201 (215 amino acids)
Biological process (GO): cell-cell adhesion
Cellular component (GO): membrane
Source: RefSeq, a predicted model, not a curated record
AAGCUACGGGCUCGCAAAGGCUCAGAAUCCGCAUGGGCACGUGUGACUCAGGCUGAGGGGCGCAAUGCAGGACUUUGCCCGCAGAGCAGGGAGGUGCUUCCGGGGGCCAAUCCCUGCGAGGCAGUUUCAACACUCCCUUCCCAGGCGGGCCUGCAGCCUGUUUGUAAAAAGCGUGUGCAGGGGCCAAGGCUAGGGCGGCUGGGACGGCAGCCUGGCACCCCCCCCCGCCGCUUCCGAGCCACCCGGAGGCCAGCGCCCAGAGGAGCCGAGCAGGAGAGCGAGGCUGCGGCUGUGGGCGCUGUGCAGACUCGCUCAGGGCAGAGGGCGGAGGGAGGAGGCAGGGGGGAGGCGCUGGGAGCGGAGGCCCCACCUUUCAUUCCAGCAAAGUGCACCCGCGGAGCAGGGAUGAGUCACAGGCGCGGGCGCUCGGGUUCCCACAGGUGAGGGGCUGCCUCGCUCCGGACCACGCAGGUGCCCGCUCGGGAGUGGCCUGGCAGGGGGCUGCAGCCCUCCGUCUGCCCGUCUGGCCUGGGGGCCAGGGCUGGGCUUCCUCAUGUAUGGCCGGAGCCUCCCGCGCGCGGCGCUGCUCCUGCUGGGCAUACAGCUCACAGCUCUUGGGCCCGGAGCCGCCGUGGAAAUUUACACGUCCCGGGUGCUGGAGGCUGUGAACGGCACGGACGUCCGGCUGAAGUGCACUUUCUCCAGCUUCGCCCCCGUGGGCGAUGCCCUGACCGUGACCUGGAAUUUCCGCCCCCAGGAUGGGGGCUCUGAGCAGUUUGUUUUCUACUACCACAUGCACCCCUUCCAACCCAUGAGCGGACGGUUCAAGGACCGGGUGUUCUGGGACGGGAACCCUGAGCGGUAUGACGCCUCCAUCAUGCUCUGGAAGCUGCGGUUCGACGACAACGGGACGUACACCUGCCAGGUGAAGAACCCGCCCGACGUGGACGGGCUCGUCGGGGAGGUCCGGCUCAGCGUCGUGCAGACCGUGCGCUUCUCCGAGAUGUACUUCCUGGCCCUGGCCAUUGGCUCCGCCUGCGCCCUGAUGGUCAUCAUAGUGAUCGGGGUGGUCCUCUUCCAGCAUUUCCGCAAACGGCGGUGGGCCGCGAGGGCCCACAAGGUGGUGGAGAUCACACCAAAAGAAGAAGAAAGACUCAACCAAGAGAAGAAGGUCGCGGUUUACCUGGAAGACACAGACUAACGUUCCUCAACGAAGAACGUGAGGCCGUCUCUUCACUUCAUGGCAAGCUCUGUGAAAACCUUACCUCUUCAUCGUCCCAGAGAAGGGACAAACAUCAGUGUCUUCCCGCCCCCUCAUGCUGUAAUGGUUUAAUCCAGCGGUUCUCAACCUUCCUAAUGCCGCGACCCUUUAAUACAGCUC